AUGUCAAUACUGCCCAAAGUCAACAAACGCCCUUACCCCAAGCCAGAGCACGCGACAUGGGACGAUGCAUGGGGACCACAGGAAGUAGGGCAUCUGGCGUCAGACCGCAUUUCCAGGUGUGCCAGAGGCAUCUCGCAUCGAGAUAGACAACAGAAAAAAAAAAGAAAGACAAAUAAUAGAAAUAAAUUGUAA
This is a messenger RNA of Colletotrichum truncatum, 192 nucleotides long. The record is from RefSeq and is a predicted model, not a curated record. NCBI's taxonomy places the organism in Eukaryota, Fungi, Ascomycota, Sordariomycetes, Glomerellales, Glomerellaceae.